AGCCCUAAGGAGCAUAGGGCUGCGUACGACGCUGGUAUGCGUAUGUACGAUACACGUACCGCGCCGUAUGGGACCGUCUCGCUGAUACGUACCACGUGACCAGGCCGGCCCGCGGGGGCCCCGGCUUCAGUUCUCCAACAGUCAACGCAUGGUCAAUGCCCCUAUAGGACGGACUGGUCCUUGGGUAUUAUGACCUGUAGCUGUCAUAGCUGGCGGCUCUGUUUUUCCCCUUGUUUUUCUUCCGCCGCAAACGAGAGACUCGUGCUGUAGCGGCUACUGCUUGCUAACUGCGCGUUAUGCUUCUUGAAACAUCCUGAAGCUUGAUUCAACGCCCACAACCCCUUUCUAAACGCUAAUCCUCGUCUUUAAGCUCUGACUGUAGCUGUGAAUGCCAACCAACCCUCCCACUCCGCUGCAUAUGUUGUCUGGGGCCGACCUGAUUGGAUUUGUGUUUCCACUUGACCUUUCUUGAAGGGCCACAAUGGCCCUGCAGGAGGACACGCUUCCUCCUGGCUGGGAGGACCUGGACAGGCAGAUGGGCCAGCUUUUUAUGAUGGGGUUUGACGGGACCUCUGUCACCCCUCAGGUCCGCUCCCUAAUCGAGGAUUACCACAUUGGUUCGAUUCUGCUGUCUGCCAAAAAUCUGAAAUGUACCCACCCAUGCCCUUUUUUGGUUUUCUGUUUCUUUUUUCUUCUUUUAAUUAAUUAGUCAAUUCUUUAUAUUUGUUUAUUUUUUGUCCUUUCUUUCACAUUAUAUUACAUGCAUCUCCCCUCUCAUCAACGUCAGCAGUACUACUAUUCCAUGUACCACAACAUGCUAAUUCAAUACUACUACAGCCGCAGAGGGGGCAACCGAUCUGAUCCUCGAACUACAGUCAAUCGCUCGAGAUGCCGGCCAUCCUGUACCUUUACUGAUUGCUAUGGACCAAGAAAAUGGUGGCGUCAACAGUCUAUUCGAUGAGAUCUAUAUCCGCCAGUUUCCCAGUUCAAUGGGCAUUGCUGCCACCGGAUCAAAAUCACUGGCUCAUGAGAUCGCAGUGGCUACUGCACAGGAGCUCAAGGCCGUAGGCGUUAACUGGAUUCUCGGUCCCGUCCUGGAUGUCUUGACCAACAUACGAAAUCAACCACUGGGUGUCCGCACAUUUGGUGACGAUCCCCAAGAAGCAUCACAAUAUGGAGUGGCAUUCAUGAAGGGCUAUCAGGAGGCAGGCCUGGUAACUUGCGGCAAACAUUUCCCAUCAUAUGGCAAUCUCGAAUUUCUUUGGUCGCAGACAGAUGUUCCCGUCAUCACUGAGUCGCUGGACCAACUCAGUCUGAACGCUUUGGCCCCCUUUAGGAAUGCUAUCGUUCACAGUCUGGAUGCCGUUCUCAUAGGGGGUGUUGCUAUGUCAUCGUCCGGUGUCGACGUCAUGCACGCCUGUCUGAGUGAACAGGUAGUUGAUGACUUGCUCCGGAAAGAUCUGAAAUUUGAUGGCGUGGCGGUUUCUGAGUGCUUGGAGAUGGAAGCUUUAACACAUAAUAUCGGCGUUGGGGGCGGUGCGGUCAUGGCGAAGAAAGCAGGUUGUGAUAUUGUGCUCUCCUGCAGGUCAUUCCGCAUUCAGCAAGAAGCCAUCAACGGUCUGAAACUCGGAGUGGAGAACGGUAUCAUUGGAAGAGAAUGGAUCGAGCAGUCUCUGAAACGCGUUCUGCGGAUGAAGAAAAAAUGCACCUCUUGGGAGCAGGCCCUUAAUCCGCCGGGGCUUGCUUCACUGACUCGAAUGCAGCCUUCACAUACUAACCUCUCAACGAGAGCCUACAACAGUUCUAUCACUGUUGUGCGUGAUAAAAAUGGCUGGCUUCCGUUGUCCAAUAUUCUCGAGCCAGACGAAGAAUUGUUGCUUCUAACCCCCUUAGUUAAGCCUCUGGCUGCGUCUGCUGUGUCUCGUUCCGUGAUUGAACACUUAACUUUGGCGAAUGAUGUUACAUCCUGGGAUAGGACGGCCUCUUUGUUGAGUGCAGAGAGUGUCUUUAAGGAGUUUGGCAGGUCGCUUGCGCGGCAAAGAAGCGGCCGUGUACUACAUACUUCCUACACUUCGAACGGUGUUCGACCUGUUCACGAAAAUCUUAUAGACAGAGCUAGCGCAGUUAUUGUUAUCACUGCCGACGCAAAUAGGAAUCUAUAUCAGCACGGCUUCACGAAGCACGUUUCCAUGAUCUGUAAGUCGCAAUGGGCUCAAUCCGGUGGCAGACGCGGAAAACCUAUGAUUGUGGUCUCUGUCAGUUCACCUUACGACUUUGCGAUGGAGCCAUCGAUAGGCACAUACGUCUGCACUUACGAUUUUACCGAGACGGCUCUUCAGGCGCUGGUCAAGGUUCUCUAUGGAGAGCUAACCCCUACAGGUACACUACCGGGCUCCAUUAGCCGCAGUCAGAAACCCCAUCAGUCCAGACAGCACUGGCUUGUGGAGAGUUGGAAUGAGGAGAGGGAUUCCGAUGCUCUGGAUGCUUUGUUGGAAGCAGUCAGGCAGGACAGUGACUUUGGCCAGCUUUCCGAGCUUGUGGGCGUACGGUCACAGAAUUUCUUGCUCCGACGGGAAGAUAUUGACGAGGCACACUUUGUGGUACGGAACAGUAGCACACAGGCGCUAUAUGGGUUCUGUUCGACAUACUUCUUUCGAUCUACGAGUACUGCUGUCAUCGGAUCGUUGAUUGUCGACCCUUCGAGGCGGAAACUAUCCAUCGGUCACUCACUCCACAAUCGCGCCAUGCGCACACUUGUCCAGACAAAAGGUGUGAAGAGGUUUCAGCUUGGGACUCGUCUUCCCGGCAUAUAUUUGGGCAUCCCUGCAGCCAACCCUGUGGAGCGCAAGAGAUUGCGGCAGUGGUUUGCUAACAUGGGUUGGAACACGGCUCUUUCACGGCCAGUUUGCAGCGUCAUCCUGCGCGACCUGCCAAAGUGGACGCCGCCCGAGGGUCUUAGUAAUGGCUUAGGGAGCGCGGACGUGACGUAUGACCUUGUUUACGGAUGGGACUAUGCGGAGUCAAUCCUCGACCACGUCAAGACAAAUAUGCGACAAGGUGUGUUGGAUAUAUACAAGAUAGCAUUAAACGGAGCUCCAGAUUGUGCCAUCAUAAGAGCUAAGCGGCCGGAUGACGGAGCGCUUUUGGGCAGUGUGGUGAUCUAUAACAACCGAUCAGUACUGGCAGACUUCAUGCCGGCACUUGCUGCAGCAAAUACGCCUGCGGGAGGAAUCUCUUCUCCAGUCAUCUCACCAUUGGUGGGCGAGUACGCAACAUUGAUACAAGGCCUGAUUCUACUAGCUAUCAAACAGAUCCGUAGGCAGGGUGCGGGUGCUGUUGUUCUGGAUUGCGUAAGUGAUCUUUUCUUUCCCCCUCAGUUACACUGGACUGAGUGCAAGGCUCGUCUAACGAACUAAACAGAUCGAUGGCGAUGGGAGUUUUGAUUGCCUGUCGGGGAUGGGUUUCAGCAUGCUAGACAACUUCGAGGAAGUGAACUGUGAUGCAGCAACAUGGACGAUGAUGCCUCAAACAUAAUGAUAGAUCAAACUGUCCAAUGAGCGACUGAUUGGUUGUUGAUUUAUAGAUGCUUACUUUUCCCCUGGUGUUUCUUUUGGUUGUGUGUUAGUUGCAACAUACCCCCAAUGCUGUCUACAGAUUUACUGAACCCCUUUUCGAGCCACUUCUUCUCCUUCUGGUUCUUAGUUGAUUCUCAAUAAGUGAUAUCCGCAGUGUAUAUAUGCAACUGUAUUCGUUAUCCCAUUUCAUUUUUCAGGUUUCUACUUUCGGCACUCACCGUUGGAGCCUCUGUCUACAUCCAUCAUAGGAUCAAUAUUAUGGAUAGCAAAUCAAACCAUCUAUGUUUAACUUUUCCACCUUCUCGACACUUUGUUGA
This is a messenger RNA of Monascus purpureus, 3892 nucleotides long. The record is from the annotation of a GenBank genome assembly. NCBI's taxonomy places the organism in Eukaryota, Fungi, Ascomycota, Eurotiomycetes, Eurotiales, Aspergillaceae.